Molecule: messenger RNA, 1476 nt
Organism: Episyrphus balteatus (marmalade hoverfly)
Lineage: Eukaryota; Metazoa; Arthropoda; Insecta; Diptera; Syrphidae
Product: inactive peptidyl-prolyl cis-trans isomerase shutdown-like
Exons: 2
Coding region: 112-1458 (448 amino acids)
Molecular function (GO): peptidyl-prolyl cis-trans isomerase activity; protein binding
Source: RefSeq, a predicted model, not a curated record
UAUGGUUCUUAUUCUUAGAUAGUUUGUCGAUGAGACUAGUUUAUUUUGUUUUCCGUUAUUUACUUGGUGAUUUACUCUUAUUUAUAUGAAAUAAUAAAUAUAAAAAUUGUAAUGAAUCCCGAGGAAGAAGUUUCAUUGAAUGUCUUAAGUGAACCUCUAUCAAUAAGUGAUCUUAUUGUUAAUGGUUCUAAAUUUGAAAUAAACGCCAAUUUUGAUGAUGAAGAGUUUAUUUCGGACAUUUUUGAUGAAAUUAAUCCCGGGUCAGAUAGUGAAGAUGAUACUCGCGUUGAUAAUGCUAAGCUUGUCUCGCCUUGGCAACAUUCCUUUGAAGAACUUCGUUUACAAAUGACGAAAUUAAAUGAUUUCAUGCACAAAAAGAUAACAAAGGUGGGCAACAACGAAAAAGGAACGGUUCCCGAUAUAGCACGCGUAUGUAUACGCUACAAUGCAUAUUGGGAGGGUGAGGGUGCACCUUUUGACUCGUCAUUUCUUCGUGGCUCUUCGCACUCAUUUUAUACCGGGCGAGGGGAUGUGUUAGAGGGACUAGAAGAAGCUGUCAAAUCAAUGCACAAAGGCGAAGAGGCUCAAUUUUUAAUAUCUUACCAAUUGCUUUUUCGUGAAAUGGGAUGUCCGCCAAGAGUUAAACCAAAGGCCGACGGAUUGUUUAUAAUUGAAUGUGUCGAUUUCAAUGCUGUAGGCGAUAUGAAUGCAACAGAUGAACUUAGUGAUGAAAAUCGCAACAAGUUUCCAGCUGUUGUUAUUAAAGCCAAAGAAGUUCAUCUUAAAGGAAUUGAUUUUUUUGGUCAAUCAAUGUAUAAGAACGCCUGUAAGGCUUUUAUGAAAGCAGUUAAUGCAUUAAAUUUUUGCCAGCUUAAAAAUGAAGAAGAGCAGGAGCAACAAACUGCUUUUUUGAUAAAGCUUCACACGAAUUUAGCCGUUUGUUAUAACAAAUUAAACCAGUUCAACAAGGCUAUUCUUAUGUGCCGAGAGAUAAGACGCUUAGCAAACGACAAAAUGAGUUGCAAAGCUCUUUUUCAGGAAGGCAGGGCUCUGCUAAUGUUAGGUGAAUUCACGAGAGCACGUACGUUGCUGAUUAGAGCACAAAACAUCGAACCUAACAAUGUGGAUGUAAAUAAGGAACUGAAAACAUUGGAAAUGCGUUAUAGUAAUUACAAAAACAACGAAAGAGAGCUUUGGACUAGAGCUAUUUCGGUUAUAAAACGUGAUGAGAAUAAGAUGAAUAGGACUGCUGAAAAUGAUACAGAUUCAUCAUUCCGAGAGGGUAUGUCUAAUGUCAUACAAUCAUUAAACAAAACUGAGAAUUUCAAAUCGUUCGAAUUACCCACGGGUUUGACUUCAAAAGAAAUCAAUGUUGUGGAUGAAUUGGCUAAAGAAAUGAAUAUGAAGUUACAACUUUCUCCUCUGGAUAAUACCACAUAUACACUGGUCAAAAAAUAAAUUUUUUUCUGUUUUGAA